UUGAGUCGGUUCGAUUUGAUUCCGAUUCUAACUUGGUUCGGUUCGAUUUGGACCGAAUGAAAAGAGAGCAUAUAUCAUUUGAAUAUAGUAGAAUCACAUAUACGUUUGAACAGUAGAAUAUCCUCUUGAUAUUCUUGAUUCGAUUAAUAAAAGCAAAGUAGCAAGGUGUGAUAGAAGAAAACAAAGGAAAUGUGGGGAAACAGGGUUUUGAGUCGUCAAAUUUAACUUCUUUGGAAGAGAUCAAAUUAGAAUUAUAUACCAAUAAAUUAGUUCUCCUUGAACGGGCAGUAUAAGAUAAACUAUUCUUGAACAAAGCAGUAGAUGCCUUGUUUCUAAUUUACCUGUAGGCAGGUUUGUCUAUCGUAAUCAAUGAGUCGGGCUUUGCUCAUUAAUGCUUGCAUCUAAUAAUGGCCUCGUUGUCCAACCAUGUGGCUCGGAUUUGGCUUGAUGCAUGAACAAAUCUAGUCUCUUUAUGAAAUGGAUUACGCUUAUCUUUGUUGUCCCUAUAACAUCUAGGUUUGAGUCAACAUUCUAGCAUGGUAUUAUCCCAAUUUGAAUAUAAAUCAUAUUUUCACUAUUCUUUCUUGGUAUUACUCAUCCCUGUAGUUUCUUGACAGUAUUUGCACCGAAUCGUUAGGCACUCCUACAACAGCGCAGUAGCCCCUGCGCCCCCUUUGUCUCAGGAACCUCCUCCCUGUCCCUACGUACCUCCAUGCAUGUGCCUUCUAAUUCUGCCCUCCUCCUCUCCAUUCUUUUUAAGUAUUCCUCCUGUUCUCGUUGCAGCUUUCCCCAUGCAUCUCACGUGUCUCCUCAUUCCCUUCGAUGCCAAUUUUACACUGCCACAAGAUGGCGUUGUAGAUUUCCGCUGACCGCACCAGAACCUUCUCUCUUCGUGCUGUUCGAAUCUCGAGGCAUAGUUCCAUCUUCUUCCAUGGAUGGAAGGCCAUGAAGCGUACAAGAUCGUGACCAUCUGAAUCAUAAGGGCAUCAGUACUCGUGUUGAUCUUAAAGCAUUUAUGAUUGCGGUUGAGAAGGGGACGGGCCCUACGUGCCCGUUAACCGUCCAACACACAACCUUGCAUCCCACGUUGGGUGGCAUUCCCGUGAUUUCAGGGAGAUUAGCGUGGCAAACUCAUGGUCUCGUUAACCUUGAGAUCGCGUCACAUCGGCCCCGUUUAAAUCCCUCGCCCUCGCUCUCUACUUCCAACGCCACCCACGCGAAGCACUAGACAUGCUUCCGAAUAGCCUUUUCUUCUUGUUCUUCUUCCUUUUCCUUCCCCUCGUGGCAUGCACGUCGGUGCCGCCGCCGGACUUGGCGCCGAUGAGCCCCGAUGAGAACGCCACCGAGUUCAUCCGCGCUCGCUGCGUCCUCACCCGUUACCCCGACCUCUGUUUCACUUCGCUUUCCUCCUACGCGUCGGCCGUCCGGCGGAGCCCCGUCCAGCUCGCCCGGCUCGCCACCAACGUCACCCUCACCCGCCUCCGUGCCCUCCGCGCCCACGUCUCCGCCCUCCGCCGCGCCGGAGCAGGCGCGGCCGGGCGCGAGGCGGCGGCGCUGCGUGACUGCGCCGAGCAGCUGGGCGACGCCGCCGACCAGGUGGGUCGGACCGCCGCCGAGCUGAGGGGCCUGGAGGCCCUGGUUGGGAUGGAGGUAGCGUGGCGAGUCUCCAACGCCCAGACGUGGAUGAGCGCCGCCCUGACCAACGAGGACACAUGCUCCGAUGGCUUCCGCGAGAUGGGCGGCGGCGGCACGAGCUCCAUCAGGACCGACGUGUGCCGGCGGGUCGGGAGGGUUAUUCAGUACACGAGCAACGCCCUUGCCCUCGUCAACAGCCUUGUCAACGGCGGAUGAUCGCUUCUCGCCGUCUCUCUCUUAAUACUUGGAUCACCAAAGCUGCGUAUUUUAAAGUGGUCUUGAAACAUGGUAUGUCUCAGAUAGCUAAUUUUGUUGGUGUUGUGUGAGAGAGAGGGAGAGAAUAGAUAUAAAGUGGUAUUGUAGUUAGUCUAGUGUUGGUGAGUUGCUUGCUUGGUGGGAUUCUGCUUUGUAAAGACACUCUUCUAUGGCGUGUUUCCGGUUGUCAUUUGUCUUCUUCCUUGAAAACAAAUGCCGUUCUUUGCAAGCUUUAA
Molecule: messenger RNA, 2126 nt
Organism: Musa acuminata subsp. malaccensis (wild Malaysian banana)
Lineage: Eukaryota; Viridiplantae; Streptophyta; Magnoliopsida; Zingiberales; Musaceae
Product: 21 kDa protein-like
Biological process (GO): negative regulation of catalytic activity
Molecular function (GO): enzyme inhibitor activity
Source: RefSeq, a predicted model, not a curated record